AUGAAGGUGCCCUCAGGACCACGAUUCCUGCUGCUCCUGGCAUCCUUGACCCGGUUCCAGCCAGUGCACGCGGAGCUGGGCUCAUGCUCCGAGAAAGAAGAGUGUGACUCUGGCUGCUGCUCGUCCGAGGGCUACUGCGGCUUUGGGCCAGAUUUCUGCGGCGACAAUUGCAUCUCGAACUGCGAUGCUGUGGCUGAAUGUGGCGAGUACGCUGAGACCGCGGGGACGGAAUGCCCGCUGAACGUCUGCUGCUCGCAAUACGGGUUCUGCGGCACAACCGAGGACUUCUGCGGGACUGGGUGCCAGAGUGGCUGUGAUGCGGUCAACCAGCCGUCUUGCUCGGGCUCUUCCAGUGAGGCAGUCUACCUGGGCUACUAUGAGGGAUGGAACCCUGACCGGCCCUGUGACGUUGUGCUGCCGGAGAAUAUCAAUGUUGCCCCAUGGACACACCUAUACUACUCGUUCGCCGGCAUCGACUCCAGCGACUUCACAAUCACCACCACAAACGCUAACGACAAGGAGUACAUGUCGAAGUUUACGGCACUCAAGGAGAAAAAGGCCACGCUUAAAACUUACAUCGCCGUCGGAGGGUGGGAUGUGGGUGGCAAGGUGUUUUCAGACAUGACGCGCUUCCCUGGGACCCGGUCAGCGUUUAUUGAGUCUGCAGUUGCCCUGAUGGAGGAGUACGGGUUUGACGGCAUCGACAUUGACUGGGAGUAUCCGGCUGCCGAAGACCGCGGUGGUGCUGCCAGAGAUACGGCCAACCUGGUUACCUUUCUGAAGGAGCUCAAGGAGGCAACCGGGACCAAAUACGGGAUCACCUGUACCCUGCCGUCGUCUUACUGGUACCUGAAGGGCUUCGACCUGGCCGGGAUGCAGGACUACGUCGACUAUUUCAAUUUCAUGUCGUAUGACAUCCACGGGACGUGGGAUGGGAAUAGCGAGUGGACGAGCUCGGUCAUCAAUCCCCACACGAACCUCACUGAAAUCUCCGCGGGCCUGGAUCUGCUCUGGCGCAACGGCAUCGAGCCCAGCAAGGUCCUGCUCGGUCUGGGCUUCUACGGCCGCUCGUUCACCCUCGCCGACUCGACGUGCAGCGUUCCAGGCUGCGACUUCGACACCAGCAGUGGGGAUAGCGGGGGCGCGCGCGCCGGCGAGUGCACCGGCACCAGCGGGAUCCUGUCGGACUACGAGAUUGCCCGCAUCAUUGAGGACUAUUCUGUCAACGCGGAGUACGACGAGACGGCGGGUGUGAACUGGAUGACCUGGAGUGGGGAUCAAUGGGUCUCCUACGACGACGGCCGCACGCUGAAGCAGAAGGCGGAUUUCGCGAACUCCCUGUGCCUGGGCGGGCUGUUCAGCUGGGCCCUGGACAUGGGCGGGCCAGGAUCUCUCAAGAACCCGAAUAGCCUGACUGCGGACUCGGGGAUGGGCGGCGCAGACUCGGACGGGGGCAGCGAUGGCACGGGGAUCCUGUACGUCGGGCAGGAAGUCCUCGGCGACUCGCCCACCGUCACGGCCAUUGCGCCCGUCAGUGUCAUCCUUCCCAAGUCAGUGCUCGAGACGCCCACAACCAUCAGCCUGGGCGGGUAUCCGACCUCGCUGGAGGUGGCGUGGAGCACGACCAAGACGGUGACCAGCGGGAGUAUCACGACUGUCACCUCGACCCUCACGCGGUAUAUCAUGGCCACGACCAUCCCGCUGGAUCCAAUCACCACGAGCCUGAUCAACUACUACAACUGGAACAUCAGCGACGUGGUGACGGCCAGUGCCACGGCGCUUAUCCCCAGCAUCGAAAUCCAGCCCGUUACCUUGACGGACGAUCCGAACCCGCUGAACGAGUCGGGCGUCACACAUCCCCCAGUCACACGCACCGUGAGCAUUCCUCCAUGGCCGUGGACCACGGACGGCACCGAGUAUCCCACCAUCACCUUUACCCAGGGCGACCCAGCCGGCCCAACAUGCACCGCCAACUGCGGCCACAAAUGCUACUCCUUCUGCGACGGCCCCUGCCUCUCCGACUGCGGCAGCGAGAGCUCCUCCAGCUUCAUCGACCCGCUGGACGACGACCCCCCGGCCGUCAGCAAAUGCGCAGGCCCCGGCUGCGUCAACGGCAAGUGCGCAGGCAGCGGACUGUGCAUUGAGAAGGGGUGCACCGGCAGCGACUGCAGCGAUCGGGUCUGCGUGGGCGACGACUGCAUCCCGACGGCCUGCACGGGCGCAGACUGCGAGGACGGCCACUGCGCUGGCGAUGACUGUCAAGACCACGGCUGUAUCGGGGAUGACUGCGGCGACAGCGAUGACAGUGACGAUGAUAGUGACAAUGACGAUGACGACGACGACAACGACAACGACGACGACAGCGGAAGCAGCGACGGCACAGGCCACUGCUUCGGCCUCGACUGCCUCUCCUGGGGGUGUAUCGGACUGGACUGCCUCCGGGGCUCGAGCUCCAGCGGCGGCGGCACCGACGGCUCAACACCAAAGCCCUACAUCUGCACAGGGAACAACUGCCGGAUCGUAACGUGCUCCGGAGACGGAUGCGACAACGGCGUGUGCACAGGCGACGGGUGCACAUCCGAAGACACAGACUGCGAGGCGGAAGAGGCAGACUCCUGCACGGCGUAUAUCUCCAGCACGCUGGUGACGCCGGUCUCCACGUACUCGACGACGACCGUGACAAGCCGGUGCGAGACUAUAACGGCGUGCUCGGCGCGCGCGACGACCAGCACGAGCACGCUGGAUGAAGACGGGCUCGAGGAGGGCACGAUCUCCUUCAUUGAGACGGACACGGACUACGCGAACCCGUCGCUGUCGUCGCGGAUCGAGUCCGCCAUGAGCAGCUACUACGAGGCUCUCACGUCUACGACGACGACAACAACGACGAAACGACGACCAAGACGGCGACGGUACGACUGCAAGGGCUCAAUACGGUGCGGGACGUUCGCGGACCUGCACAGCUUCUGCGACAUGGCCAAGGCCUUCCUCACGGAGUCGACGGUGUACGGCACGACCGACGAAGACGAGAACUCCGGGACGUGCUACACGGACGGCAUGAACGCGGGCUUCGGGUGCGGCGUGUUCGUCGAGGGCGACGACUGCCAGAUGACGGGCGACGAGAUGGCCGCCGCCUACGACCACACCUUCCAGGAAUCAGGCGGCGGGUGCGAGAUCUGCGGGCAUGCGUUGUUUGCCGACGGGUGCAAGGUCACGAUCAACUAUGUGAGCGGCUGCCAGUCGUCUAAUGGGCCGCUGCAGGGGUAUGUUGGGAACGUGUCGGAUUCGGGGUCUUCGGUGGUGGGAUCGAGCUCGAGCUCGAGCUCUGUGGCUGUCUCUACGCCUGUUGGGGUUUCGACGCCGUUGUACCGGGUGUAA
Aspergillus mulundensis is the source of this 3375-nucleotide messenger RNA. Its product is annotated as Bacteriodes thetaiotaomicron symbiotic chitinase. Gene Ontology annotation, biological process: carbohydrate metabolic process. NCBI's taxonomy places the organism in Eukaryota, Fungi, Ascomycota, Eurotiomycetes, Eurotiales, Aspergillaceae. Gene Ontology annotation, molecular function: hydrolase activity, hydrolyzing O-glycosyl compounds; chitin binding. The transcript is spliced from 11 exons. Bases 1 to 3375 code for a protein of 1124 amino acids. The record is from RefSeq and is a predicted model, not a curated record.